This is a messenger RNA of Podarcis raffonei (Aeolian wall lizard), 2068 nucleotides long. RefSeq names its product solute carrier family 22 member 31 (gene SLC22A31). Gene Ontology annotation, cellular component: membrane. Gene Ontology annotation, molecular function: transmembrane transporter activity. Bases 248 to 2047 code for a protein of 599 amino acids. The record is from RefSeq and is a predicted model, not a curated record. NCBI's taxonomy places the organism in Eukaryota, Metazoa, Chordata, Lepidosauria, Squamata, Lacertidae. The transcript is spliced from 9 exons. Gene Ontology annotation, biological process: transmembrane transport.
UCCCUCGACGGCUCUCUUGGCGCAGUCAGGCCGAGAGGGAGGAAGCGAGCGACGGCACCAGGGCGAGGACCGUCGAGAGUCGCUGCCUCGCCGUGCGCUCCCCAGUCCUUUCCUCCUUCCGUGCUCCCAGGGGGCGGCUCCCUCCGGCCGGCCUCCUUAAGCACCCGCCCCACCGCGGCCUCCUAACUAGCCAGCCAGCCAGGCGGUGCUGCUCUUUUGCUCCAGGUGACCGUCCUGCCCGCGGCGCAUGGACUUCGACGGGCAGCUGCUGCGGCAGGUGGGCGGCUUCGGGCGGCGCGCCCGGCUCCUGGCUGCCGCCUCGUGGCUGCCCAACGUGCCGCUGGCGCUCGGCCUGGCUGCGGGGCUCCUGCUGGCCGCCACCCCGCAGCACCGCUGCCGCCCGGACCCGGCGCUGCUGCCGCCCGAACUGCGCAACGCCAGCGGGCCCGAGCUGCGCAACGCCUCCAUCCCGCGCGGCAGCCACUGCCUGCUUUACCGCUACCCGCCGCCCGGGGGCGGCCUCGAGCCCAACGGGACCGGCCCUUGCACCCGCGGCUGGGAGUACGUUCUGCCUGAGGCCGGCCUCCUCUCCACCGUCGUGACGCAGUGGGACUUGGUCUGUGCCAACCACUGGCAGGUGCCCCUGGAGCAAACCACCCACCUCCUGGGGUGGUUGAUUGGUUACAUGGCUUUUGGAUCGGCCUGUGACAGGUUUGGCCGCCGGGCCACUUUCAUCUCCUCCUUGAUGCUGUCCAUUCCUCUGGGCAUUGCCGUGGCACUGGCUGUGAAUUACGUUAUGCUUGUAUUUACCCGGCUGCUCUUUGGGGCACUGCUGGCUGGCACCUUCCUCUCCCUCUAUGUUGCAAGGCUGGAGUUGUGUGACCCUCCGCACCGCCUGGCAGUCACCAUGGGCGCUGGUUUCUUCUGGGUGUCUGGGGAGCUGCUCUUGCCAGGGCUGGCGGUGGCUUGCAAGGAGUGGCGGCUCCUCCAGGGGACAAUAGUGCUGGGACUCACUCUGCUGGCUGCCUGCUGGUGGUGUCCUGCCCUCUCCCCUGAGUCGGGCCGCUGGCUCUUGGCCACUCAGCAGCUUGAGGAAGGCAAGCAGGUUCUGCGCGAUUUAGCCGAGGGCAAUGGAAUCCGCCUGGAGGAUGACUCCUACACUUGGGAGCACCUGUUUGCAGAGCUGGACAACCUGUCUGGAGGGGCCCCUCUGCCACAGUACUACAGCAUCUGCAAGAUCUUCCGCACCCGGGUCAUUUGGAAGAACAGCCUUAUCCUGGGUUUCACUGCGUUUAUUGGGAGUGGGAUCCGCCACAGCUUCACCCGCAACCUGACCUCUUACGCACCGGGCUUCUACUUCCCCUACUUCCUGCUGGUGGCGAGUGAGGCGGUUGCGCUCCUCUUCCUGUGCCUGACCGUGGACCACUUUGGACGCCGCGCCGCCCUCCUGCUCAGCACCAUCCUGACCGGCGUUUCUUCGCUGCUGCUACUGGCCUUGACUCAGUACCUGAUGUCCUGGCUCAUUGUGCUGCUCUCUGUCCUGGGGAUCCUCGCGUCACAAGCUGUUUCCGCCCUCAGCGUCCUGUUUGCCGGCGAGGUGCUUCCCACUGUGGUCAGGGGUUCUGGGCUGGGCCUCAUCCUGGCCGCUGGCUUGGUGGGCCAGGCCACCACUCCACUCAUGGAGAUCCACAACAGCCAUGGCUUCUUCCUCCACCAUGUGAUCUUCGCCUCCUUCGCCAUCCUGUCGGUGCUUAGCAUCAUGCUGCUCCCAGAGAGCACCAGCAGGCCCCUUCCGGACUCUCUGCAGGACGGGGAGAGUCAGCACCGGCCCCCGCUCUUCCGCUCCAGUCAGCGCCAGCGCCACAAGGACCAUCUGCCGCUGCUCUCCACCCGUUCCACAGCUGGACCCUACGACCCCGACAGCUACGCCCGCCUUGUCUCAGCCACCAAGAAGAUGCUGGGCUCCCACCAUGGAGCCAGCUCCGGGCAAACAAGACCGCUGCUCCCGGUGCGCUCCCGGAACAACAGCACUCUGGAAGGGAUGUAGAGGCCUGCUGGCCACUGGACU